UUGGCCACCACUUUGUUCGUGACAUUUGUGGCAGCAACAUCGGGUUCGUCGUCAACGUUUCCGUCCGUCCGUGUGUCUGGUUGUUCUGCGCCGGGAAACACUGAGUGAAGCGAGCAAAGUGCUCUCACAUAUCACACAACUUCUUCACUACACGAUCGCAGCUAUUCCUUCCGCUGUCCACCCAUCCGGUUCCGGUAAUUACACAAGGCAACGGGCACGCACGUAUCCCAACCAGCGCCAGACGCGUCCCGGUAGUUUGUUGAGACUUUUAUAAAACUGUUGCUCCAACACCAUGGCACGACUUCUCGCACGCUUCUGCAAGACGCUUCCCGUCCAGGGUAACUCAACCCGCUCGGUUCUGCCUGCCGUCUCGAUGGUGCCAACGCGCGCUCGUAGCACUGACACCCGCAUUCAGGCCGUAAAACCUGUGGUCGAGAUGGAUGGCGAUGAGAUGACGCGUAUCAUCUGGCAGUUCAUCAAGGAUAAGCUUAUCUUUCCUUAUGUGAAGGUCGAAGCACUUUACUACGAUCUUGGUCUUCCCUACCGUGACCAGACGGACGAUCAGGUUACGAUCGACGCAGCGCACGCCAUGUUAAAGCAUAAUGUCGGCAUUAAGUGUGCUACGAUCACGCCUGAUGAGCAACGUGUGGAAGAGUUCAAGCUGAAGAAGAUGUGGCUCAGUCCGAACGGUACGAUCCGUAACAUUCUCGGCGGUACGGUGUUCCGUGAACCGAUCAUCUGCAGCAACAUUCCGCGCAUUGUACCCGGUUGGACGAAACCGAUUGUGAUCGGUCGUCACGCGCACGGUGAUCAGUACAAGGCGCAGGACUAUGUGGUGCGCAAACCGGGCACAGUGAAGAUGGUGUACACGGGCGAUGACGGCACGGUAGAGGAGAUCCAGCUGUACAAGUACAAUGCACCCGGUGUGGCGCUGGCUAUGUACAACACGGACGAGUCGAUCACUGCGUUUGCCCACUCGUCAUUCCAGGUGGCACUUAGCAAACGCUGGCCGCUGUACCUGUCCACCAAGAACACGAUCCUCAAGCGUUACGAUGGUCGCUUCAAGGAUAUUUUCCAGGAGAUUUAUGAGAAAAACUACAAAAAGCAGUUUGAAGAGGCCAAGAUCUGGUACGAACACCGACUGAUCGAUGAUAUGGUAGCACAGGCACUGAAAUCUUCGGGUGAGUUUGUGUGGGCUUGCAAGAACUACGACGGGGACGUACAGUCGGACAUCGUAGCGCAGGGAUACGGUUCGCUUGGUCUAAUGACAUCGGUGCUGGUGUGUCCGGAUGGAAAAACUCUCGAAUCGGAAGCCGCUCACGGAACCGUCACGCGUCACUACCGUGAACAUCAAAAGGGACGUCCAACCUCCACCAAUCCGAUCGCAUCGAUCUUCGCGUGGACCCGCGGUUUGGAGCACCGCGCCAAGCUUGACAAUACGCCCGAUCUGGCCCGCUUUGCCCAAUCGCUCGAGAAAGCCUGCGUUGACACGGUGGAAUCGGGCAAGAUGACGAAGGAUCUGGCACUCUGCAUUCACGGUUCGCGCAACCUCAAGGACAGCAUGUACCUGAACACGCAGGACUUCCUGGAAGCUAUCUCGGAGCAGCUGGAGCGUACGUGGAAGAAAUAAGAUACACGCACGUCACACACCCUGCAGCGCAUCUUUGUACCAUACUUGAAUAAAACUUUCCGUCAAAUGCGAUAAACACGA
This is a messenger RNA of Anopheles moucheti, 1711 nucleotides long. Its product is annotated as isocitrate dehydrogenase [NADP], mitochondrial-like. Gene Ontology annotation, cellular component: mitochondrion. The transcript has 6 exons. The record is from RefSeq and is a predicted model, not a curated record. Gene Ontology annotation, biological process: isocitrate metabolic process. Gene Ontology annotation, molecular function: isocitrate dehydrogenase (NADP+) activity; magnesium ion binding; NAD binding. Bases 293 to 1630 code for a protein of 445 amino acids. NCBI's taxonomy places the organism in Eukaryota, Metazoa, Arthropoda, Insecta, Diptera, Culicidae.